AUGCCCUCUCUCACAGUAGCAGUCGCUCAAUCCCGCACACACGCAUCCCUAAACGAAACCCUCCGCGGCCUCGAACGAACAACAGCCGUCGCCGCCCGCCGUGGUGUCCACCUCCUCCUCUUCCCGGAAGCCUAUCUAGGCGGAUACCCGCGGACAUGCACCUUCGGCUCUGCGGUGGGAAGUCGACACCCGCGCGGCCGGGACCAAUUCCUUGCGUACUUCAAGGCAGCCGUUGAUCUAGGCGAUACGCCGGCUGGGGCCGGCGAUGAGUGGAUUGGUCGUAGGUUGGAGAUUGCGGAGGGCAAGAGGUUCCGGGGGGAUGGGACAAGGGAGUUCCUUGAGCGUGUUGCGAGGGAAACUGGAGUUUUUAUCGUUACUGGGUUGGUGGAGAGAGCUGGAGGUAGUUUGUAUUGUGCUGUUGUUUAUGUUGAUCCUGUUCGAGGUGUUCUAGGGAAGAGGAGGAAGGUUAUGCCGACGGCCGCCGAACGUAUGAUCUGGGCUCAGGGUUCACCCUCAACCCUACGAGCCGUCACAACAACCCUAAAUGGUAUCCCACUAACCAUAGCAUCCGCAAUCUGCUGGGAGAACUACAUGCCCCUUCUACGUCAGAGUCUUUACUCCCAGAAUGUCAAUAUAUAUCUCGCUCCCACAGCUGACGCCCGCUCUACCUGGCUCCCGCUCAUGCGUACCGUCGGCAUAGAAGGCCGCUGCUUCGUGCUCUCGGCGAACCAGUGCGUGCGUGGCUCCGAGCUGCCUGGGUGGAUUACCGGUGGUAAUACCGGUCCAAGCGGAGAUCGAAAAGCAAAUGCAAAUUCUCCUACGAGUAAAUCGCAGCAUCCUGGAAGGAAACUGUCCAUCACUGCUGAGGGUCCGCAUGAGAUUGUCUGGCCGCAGACUCACGGUGAGGCUCAGGGUCAGGGUCAAUCGGAGAAUUCCUCCAUACCGAAUACUAAGCCGUCCCUGGCUCCGUCAGACUCGGUAUUGGAUUAUGUCUGUCGUGGUGGGAGCUGUAUUGUCUCGCCUCUUGGAGAGGUUCUUGCCGGACCGCUGUGGGAAGUCUGCACGGAUGACGUCCCGGAUAGUAGCGAUGCUGCUGUGACUGAUUCCGCGCCUGGCACGUCGGCUGCGGAGUCUAGUCCUGCUGUUGCGGCGGGUGAUGGGUUGGCGAUCGCGCGUAUUGAUAUGGAUGAUUGUGAGCGAGGAAGGCUCGAUCUUGAUGUUGCUGGGAGUUAUUCACGGAGUGAUGCGUUUAAAUUCGAGGUUGAAGGGUUGGAUCUGGCGCCGCCGCCUUUGUAG
This is a messenger RNA of Penicillium expansum, 1296 nucleotides long. RefSeq names its product nitrilase. The coding region runs from base 1 to 1296 and encodes 431 amino acids. The record is from RefSeq and is a predicted model, not a curated record. NCBI's taxonomy places the organism in Eukaryota, Fungi, Ascomycota, Eurotiomycetes, Eurotiales, Aspergillaceae. Gene Ontology annotation, molecular function: catalytic activity. The transcript is spliced from 2 exons.